AUGGAUGACUACUCGAAAGCACUUGAAUUUUACGAAAAAGCACUUAAAAUCUACGAAAAAGCUCUACCUCCGAAUCAUCCCUUAUUGGCUACUUCCUACAACAACAUCGGUGGAGUGUAUAACAACAUGGGCGACUACCCAAAAGCACUUGAAUUUUACGAAAAAUCACUUAAAAUAAGAGAAAAAGCUCUGCCUUCGAAUCAUCUCGAUUUGGCUACUUCGUACAACAACAUCGUUGUAGUGUAUAACAACAUGGGUGACUACUCGAAAGCACUUGAGUUUUACGGAAAAUCACAUAAAAUAUACGAAAAAGCUCUGCCUCCGAAUCAUCCCUUAUUGGCUACUUCCUACAACAACAUCGGUCUAGUGUAUAACAACAUGGGUGACUACUCGAAAGCACUUGAAUUUUACGAAAAAUCACUUAAAAUAAGAGAAAAAGCUCUGCCUUCGAAUCAUCCCGAUUUGGCUACUUCCUACAACAACAUCGGUUCGGUGUAUGACAAAAUGGGUGACUACUCGAAAGCACUUGAUUUUUACGAAAAAGCACUUAAAAUCUACGAAAAAGCUCUGCCUCCGAAUUAUCCCAAUUUGUCUAUUUCAUAUGGCAAUAUCGGUCAAGUGUAUAACAAUAUGGGGAAUUACUUCAAGGCACUUUCAUUUCUCGAAGAGGCGCUAGCUAUUCAACAGAAAACACUUCCGCCAUCACAUCCUCAUAUUAAAGAAACGAUUCGUAGAAUUAACAAUGUUAAAAAGGUGUAA
Molecule: messenger RNA, 759 nt
Organism: Rotaria sordida
Lineage: Eukaryota; Metazoa; Rotifera; Eurotatoria; Philodinida; Philodinidae
Source: the annotation of a GenBank genome assembly